Molecule: messenger RNA, 1978 nt
Organism: Acanthopagrus latus (yellowfin seabream)
Lineage: Eukaryota; Metazoa; Chordata; Actinopteri; Spariformes; Sparidae
Product: RNA-binding Raly-like protein
Exons: 11
Coding region: 256-1185 (309 amino acids)
Cellular component (GO): nucleus
Molecular function (GO): RNA binding
Source: RefSeq, a predicted model, not a curated record
CAUGAUAUGAAAUGGACGGCCAUUAUGAAGCUGCAGCUAGAUUUUAGCAUAGUUAGCAUAAAGACUGGAAGGGAGGGAAGGGAAACAGCUAGUGGACAUUUCAGCAGAAGCAAACAGCAUAAGAGCAACUCAACAACACCAGGCAUGCGUGACGCUCUGUUCCUGAAAUGCUCCCUGUGGGAUAUGAAGCCACUCAGAGGACAGAACAAAACAGUGUUGCAAGAAUGAUGAUGCAGGCAGUGCUGCAGGAAUAGGAUGACUGGGAAGACCCUAACCAGCAACGUGACCAACAAGAAUGACCCGCGCUCCCUCAACUCCCGCGUCUUCAUUGGCAACCUCAACACGGCCGUGGUAACCAAGGCCGACAUCGAGGCUAUCUUCGCCAAAUACGGCAAGAUCGUGGGCUGCUCGGUGCACAAGGGCUACGCCUUCGUCCAGUACGCCAGCGAGAGGAACGCCAGAGCAGCCGUGGCUGGGGAGAACACCAGGGUCAUCGCCGGACAAUCACUAGAUAUCAACAUGGCAGGAGAGCCCAAACCAUACAGGCCCAAGAUGGGCUCCAAGAGGCCUCUCUCCUCCCUCUACAGUCACGGGGAUCGCACCGCUUCAGUCACCACCCAGAGGCCAACAAACACAGGUGGCUACGAAUUUGACUAUGACUACUACAGAGAUGAUUUCUACAGCAGACUCUUUGAGUACCACGGCCGUGUCGUGCCUCCGACCCGGGCUGUGAUUCCCAUCAAGCGUUCGCGGCUAGUUGUCCCGUCCACACGCAGAGCCAAAUCUUCCUUUCCAGUCAGGGCCUGUUCUUCCUCCUCUUCCUCCUCCUCUUCCUCCUCCCGAGCACUCAAUGUCGGCUCUUCCAUCACAGCUCCUAAACUGAAGACAGACCAGCUCCAAACAAUCAAAAAGGAGCUGUCACAGAUCAAGACCAAGAUCGACUCCCUGCUGGGAAGGCUGGAGAAGAUUGAGAGGCAACAUCGCUCCGACACAGAGAUGCAGAGGAAACAGGAGGAGAUGUGUGAGUGUAUCCAUGGUGACGCAGCAGACCACUCCGGUGGAGAAGAUGUGGAGGGGACAGCCGAGGUGGAGGCGGGGGAGAUGACAGACGGCGGAGAAGACGAUUUUGAAGACGAAGGCACCAGCGAUAUGAUAGAGAACCACAUAUCGGACAUUGACAACUGAGCAAGGUUGGGGGGAAAAGAGAGGUCCUACAGUACCAGAAGUUGAGAGAACAGAUACCAGCACAACCUUUCUCCUCAAGAAGGUGUAUUUGAAAAUUAAAGGGGAAGCAAAAAUGAGAGUGACUGACAGCAGAGGAAGAGUUUUUUCAAACAUGUUUGUAGCUUGUUUGCCUCAUUAGAACACGACACUUCUGAUGUGUACUUGCUGGUUAUGAAAUUCUCCAGAGAACUGCAAGAUCAACUGCAGAGAGCAAUCAGUAGUUUCCCUUCAAACUAAUUGCCUCUCUGGAUAAUAAGGACAGUAUCUCAUGUGCUUAAUAUAUUAUGGUCUGUAUUGUGCAUAAAAAAAACAAACGAAAAAAACAGAUGAACCAUUAAAUGCCCUUCUUUCGUUGUACUGCAAAGUGUAUGUUUGUUCUGUUUAUGUGAUGAGCCACGACACUGGCAGAGAGCUACAUAUGAAUGUAAGAGGAACACGUUUUAAUUUAUGUGAUUUGCUUUGUUCGUACAUUUGGCUGAAAUGUACGGUAUGUAAUUUAUUCACAGCCCCUCCACACAGUAUUGUAUGCAUACCAUGUUUUUUUCAUUUAUCACACUUGAUAAGAUGCAGUUUGAAUUCUGUUUACAUUCAUUUUAUGGGAAACAUAAGAUAACUAUUUUUUACUAUCAGCAUGUUGAAAAUGUGGCUAUUAUGGAUCAUUUGUAUUCAUUGCAUCUGUUGUACAGCUAUGGAUGAUAUCCGUUUUUGAAAUAAACCCGUUCCUCCCCAAAACAAACAACAACAACAAAAAAAA